UUAGCUAGUGUUGCUUAUCAAAUAAAUGCAUUGGCCAACAAUGUAUUGCAGUUGCUGGAUAUCCAAGCCUCUCAGCUUCGGAGAAUGGAGUCUUCUAUCAAUCAUAUCUCACAGACUGUGGAUAUUCAUAAAGAGAAAGUGGCUCGAAGAGAGAUUGGCAUUUUGACAACAAAUAAGAACACAUCAAGAACCCAUAAAAUAAUAGCACCUGCCAAUAUGGAGCGUCCUGUACGAUAUAUUCGGAAACCUAUUGACUACACAGUUCUGGAUGAUGUGGGUCAUGGUGUCAAGCAUGGAAAUAAUCAGCCUGCAAGAACUGGCACACUGUCGAGAACAAAUCCUCCUACUCAGAAACCACCAAGUCCUCCCAUGUCAGGCCGGGGAACGUUGGGACGGAAUACACCUUAUAAAACCCUGGAACCUGUUAAACCUCCAACAGUUCCUAAUGACUACAUGACUAGUCCUGCAAGGCUUGGAAGUCAGCAUAGUCCAGGAAGGACGGCUUCUUUAAAUCAGAGACCAAGGACGCACAGUGGAAGUAGUGGUGGAAGUGGGAGCCGAGAAAACAGUGGAAGCAGUAGUAUUGGCAUUCCCAUUGCUGUGCCUACACCGUCACCACCCACUGUCGGACCAGAAAACAUUUCUGUCCCUCCUCCUUCUGGAGCUCCACCAGCACCACCUCUGCCACCACUUCUCCCAGUGAGCACUGUGAUAGCCCCGGGCUCAGCUCCUGGUUCCCAGUAUGGCACAAUGACCAGGCAGAUUUCUCGACACAACUCUACCACUUCUUCGACAUCUUCUGGUGGAUAUAGACGAACUCCCUCUGUGACUGCUCAAUUUUCUGCUCAGCCUCAUGUUAAUGGAGGUCCACUUUAUUCUCAAAAUUCAAUUUCUAUUGCUCCACCCCCUCCCCCUAUGCCUCAAUUGACUCCACAGAUACCUCUCACAGGCUUCGUGGCCAGGGUGCAGGAAAACAUUGCUGAUAGCCCAACUCCUCCACCGCCACCUCCACCAGAUGACAUUCCCAUGUUUGAUGAUUCUCCACCACCACCACCACCUCCUCCAGUGGACUAUGAAGAUGAGGAAGCUGCAGUAGUUCAGUAUAAUGACCCAUAUGCUGAUGGAGAUCCUGCAUGGGCCCCCAAGAACUAUAUUGAGAAAGUUGUUGCAAUAUAUGAUUACACAAAAGACAAGGAUGAUGAGCUGUCAUUUAUGGAGGGUGCAAUCAUUUAUGUUAUAAAGAAGAAUGAUGAUGGCUGGUAUGAAGGAGUCUGCAAUCGAGUGACUGGUCUCUUCCCUGGGAACUAUGUUGAAUCAAUCAUGCACUAUACUGAUUAAUUCUCUUUGCUUUUAAAGUAGGUUCUUAUUACUCAGUCAUACUGUGGGACUAUAUGGUUAACAGAAUUGUCUUAAUGUUUUAAAAUGUGCCCAUAUUUUCAGGAUAUGCUAUUUUAUUGGUAUAUUUGAAUGUGUACCUGUAAGCAUAAAUCUUUGAGGCAGUUUGUUUAUUGCUAAAUAGCAAUUUAUACAAAACCUGUCUGUAACUGAUUAUGCUUAUAUAGUUAUUUACACAUUGAUAACUAUGACCAGCCUAAAUAUUCUGGGGAUAUGGGGUAUAAUAUUUAACAAUCAUGAUUCAUAUUGUACCAUUACAUGUUCCAAUGCAGCAUGGUUACUAAUGCUAUGUGAGACUAAUACUAAAAUCAGAAAAACUUAAAUGCUGGUGCUGGUCAUACCUUUUGUUUAGAUUCUCUUUUUAAAAUACUGUUUGCUUAAAGCAUGCGUAAAAAUUUAUGUAUUGAAAUAUACUAAAAAUUCCAAGAUGCUUCAAUUUGUGUAAUGCCUCAAGUACUCAUACUUACAUGAGCCUCUGAGGUCUCUGUGGGAAACAGAACAAGUAUCUGCCAUGUUGUAAUUUGUAUCUUAAUUUUUUUAAUGAGUGAAACUUGAAUUCUAAAUUUUUUCCAUUUAUAAAUACGUAAGUGAACCAAAGGUUUUUGUCUUCCCUUACUGGUUUGCUUUAAAACACAUGCACGCACACGCGCGCACAAACACACACACACAAAAUCCUUGAUGUAUUGAAGAAUUAUAGUUCUAUUUUCUCAAUGUGAUAACAUGGAAAAGAAAUUUUAGCCUUAUCUUAAUCUGUCUCAACACUGGGACAGAUUUUUGCAGAUUUAAAAUCUGAUUUACAAGUCAAUCUACUGAAUUUCUUUUUAAAAAGUAAUUUUUGAAGCUAAGAAAAUGUGCCAGAGUGCGCACAUCACCCUAUAGGUAAAGUCCUAAGGAUUGCCAUGUCAGUCCUUCAGUUUUACAGUGGACUAUCAUACACUGGUUCAAUGAAAGAAAAUGAUCUUUUACAUAUUAUAAAAGUGGGAUGCAAUUUGUGAAUAGGCACUAUGUAACCCAUUGGCACUAGCAACAAUAAGAUUUUGAAUAAAAUAAUUGGGAAAGAUAGAUGUUAAUCAGUGAACAGAGAUAUAAUUAACCAACAGAUUUGUAUUAUCUUUUGACAUAACUGAAAUGCAACACAUGCACUUUGUGUGUCUCCUCUUAAUUUAAGGGAGGAUUAGAGGGAUGUUUUCUCUUCUGUGUAUAAUUCUAUAUUGCUUAGGAUAUUAAAAUAGAGCACUCAAAUGUGGGUUUCUGUGUAUUGAGGAUUCAUUUGGAUUUCAAGUUACAGUUAUGUACUGAUAUUACAGACUUAUGACAGCAUAGCGAAUGGCGAGACUAGUGCAAAACAUUUAUCUCUGAAAAUUAAAGACCAUUAUUGCUACCAAAUCAAUGUGACUUUCAUAUGAAUUUUUCCUUUGUUAAUUUUAAAGUAUCAUAGUGAUCAGCUAGCUACCUUUUACUUUCCUUUUUUCAAGUGGAAUGUUCUUUUAAUUUGUAUAUAACCUGUUGUCUAAAUCUUAUGUACAGAUUUUUAUAAUAAACCAUUCUCCUAUAUGAAAUUUUGGAUACUGUUAAAAUAUAACUAAUGAGGACUUA
Messenger RNA from Dipodomys ordii (Ord's kangaroo rat), 2991 nucleotides. RefSeq names its product abl-interactor 1 (gene Abi1). NCBI's taxonomy places the organism in Eukaryota, Metazoa, Chordata, Mammalia, Rodentia, Heteromyidae. The record is from RefSeq and is a predicted model, not a curated record. The transcript has 10 exons. The coding region runs from base 85 to 1338 and encodes 417 amino acids. Gene Ontology annotation, cellular component: intracellular anatomical structure; lamellipodium. Gene Ontology annotation, molecular function: SH3 domain binding; cadherin binding.